Exophiala bonariae is the source of this 2103-nucleotide messenger RNA. RefSeq lists its product as uncharacterized. Bases 1 to 2103 code for a protein of 700 amino acids. Gene Ontology annotation, molecular function: glycerol-3-phosphate dehydrogenase (quinone) activity. Gene Ontology annotation, cellular component: glycerol-3-phosphate dehydrogenase (FAD) complex; mitochondrion. The record is from RefSeq and is a predicted model, not a curated record. Gene Ontology annotation, biological process: glycerol-3-phosphate metabolic process. NCBI's taxonomy places the organism in Eukaryota, Fungi, Ascomycota, Eurotiomycetes, Chaetothyriales, Herpotrichiellaceae. The transcript is spliced from 2 exons.
AUGUCUGCAAGAUUCUCUCCUCGCAGGCUGCUAAAGCCUCUGGCGUAUGGCACAGGAAUCGCUGUGGCAGGUGGUUCCGUCAUGUACAUCGCCUACCGCCCACGAAACAUACCAGGAGCAGAAUCGUUUGCUCCCAAACCUCCCAAACGAGACCAAAAUGGUGCCAUCAUCCCUCCAAAAUUCCCUGCCAUCAAAUCCCGAGCCGAUCAAAUAUCCGACCUGAGAAAGUCCUCUACUCCUUCUGGCGAAGUCUACGACUUAUUGGUGAUUGGUGCGGGAGCAACUGGAACAGGUAUUGCGCUUGACGCAGCCACCAGGGGAUUGAAGGUCGCCAUGGUGGAAAGAGACGAUUUCAGCAGUGGUACAAGCAGCAAGUCCACCAAACUGGUCCACGGAGGUGUCAGAUACCUCGAAAAGGCGGUAUGGAACUUGGAUUACAACCAAUACCAAUUGGUGAAAGAAGCACUACGCGAGAGAAAGAGCUUUCUGUACACAGCACCACAUCUGUCGACCUGGCUUCCUAUCAUGCUCCCGUUGCAGAAAUGGUGGCAAGCACCCUAUUUCUGGGCUGGAACGAAAUUCUAUGAUUUCCUCGCUGGAUCUGAAGGCAUUGAGAGCUCAUAUUUCCUGCCCAGGAGUAAGGCCCUCGAUGCAUUCCCAAUGCUGCGGAAAGAUAACCUGAUUGGAGCCCUGGUUUACUACGACGGCCAACAUAACGAUUCACGGAUGAAUGUUUCCCUUGGCAUGACUGCAACUCUCUAUGGUGCUACCACUGUCAACCACAUGGAGGUCACUGGUCUUGAAAAGGAUGCAAGCGGCAAAAUCACUGGAGCUCGUGUCCGCGACCUGGUUUCACUGAAGAAUGGAGACGCGAGCGAAGAUUUCACGAUCAAAGCCAAGGGCGUGAUCAACGCGACUGGACCAUUCGCAGAUGCGAUUCAGCAGAUGGACGAACCUGGUCAACGAGAAAUCGUCGCACCCAGUCUGGGUGUCCACGUUGUUCUGCCCGGGUAUCUUAGUCCACAGAAUAUGGGAUUGAUCGAUCCGUCAACAUCCGAUGGCAGAGUUAUUUUCUUCCUACCCUGGCAGGGAAAUACUAUUGCGGGGACAACCGAUGCCCCAUGCUCAAUCUCACAGAACCCAGUUGCUGGCGAAAAAGACAUCCAGUGGAUUCUGGACGAGAUCCGCACAUACUUGACUCCAGACAUCGAGGUCCAGCGAUCCGACAUCCUAGCUGCGUGGUCAGGAAUCCGACCGCUCAUGCGCGACCCACACUCCAAGAACACCGAAUCGCUAGUCCGCAGCCAUCUUGUAACAGUCUCGAAAUCUGGCCUCCUGACCUGCGCCGGCGGAAAAUGGACCACCUACCGCCAGAUGGCAGAGGACGCAGUUGACAAGGCCAUUGACACCUUCAAGCUCAAAACCAAACCCAUCAGCUACGUUGCCGAUAUUUCCGGCAUCAACGGCGUCGACCCCAGCGUCAGCCUGCUCAACGGAACCUGUCAAACUCACCAUAUCCGCCUCCUCGGCGCACACGGCUACUCCACCACCCUCUUCAUCAACUUGGUCCAGCACUUCGGCAUCGAAACCGAGGUCGCGAAGCACUUGGCCUCUGACUACGGCGACCGUGCAUGGGACGUUGCGGCACUCGCAGCCCCAGUCGAAGACUCACCGUUCCCGCUGCGCGGCCAACGCCUCUCGCCUCAAUACCCGUUCAUCGACGGCGAGGUGCGGUACGCGGUGCGUAGCGAAUACGCACAGACGGCCGUCGACGUGCUGGCGCGGCGCACACGGCUCAGUUUCUUGAACGCGCAGGCGGCGCUGCAGGCGCUGCCCCGCGUCAUCGACAUCAUGGGCGACGAGCUCAAGUGGAGUGCCGCGCGCAGGGAGUCCGAGUGGAAGGACACGGUCGGCUUCCUCGAGAGCAUGGGUCUGCCCAGUGAGUUGCUGCAGAUCACGCGCCAAGAGGUCCUCAAGGGCCUGCCCGGCAAAGCUGCGAAUCAUGCCGCUCCCUCGCUCCACGGCGCCAGUAAAAGCGAGAAGCCCGAGCCCCUCAAGCAGACGGGCGAGACCACGAGCGAGGCUCAGGCGCCUCUUCCAUGA